This is a messenger RNA of Sitodiplosis mosellana (orange wheat blossom midge), 416 nucleotides long. Its product is annotated as cuticle protein 16.5-like. Lineage: Eukaryota; Metazoa; Arthropoda; Insecta; Diptera; Cecidomyiidae. The transcript is spliced from 4 exons. Bases 35 to 325 code for a protein of 96 amino acids. The record is from RefSeq and is a predicted model, not a curated record.
ACUCUCGUACUACGCUAAACUAAAAACACUCAAAAUGUACAAAUUGAUUACUUUGUUCGCUGUCUUCGCUUUGGCUGCUGCCAAACCAGGAUACCUCAGCACUCACUUGGCUGCUGCUCCAGCUAUCUCAUACGCUGCCCCAGCUUUGGCUACCUCAUACGCCGCCCCAGCCAUCUCAACCUACGCUGCCGCUCCAUUGGCUACCUCAUACGCCGCUCCAGCUGUCGCUUAUGCUGCUGCCCCAAUCGCCCACUCAUACGCUGCCCCAAUCGCCCACUCAUACGCUGCCCCAUUCGCCCACUCAUACGCUGCCCGAGCCUGGUAAACUUUGAAAUUGGAUGAUACCAUCAAUCCAUCUACAUAAGAUCCAGAAUGAAACUUCUUGUGUUGACAAAAUAAAAGCGUUAUUAUACAAG